CGUUUUUGUACAGUGUGAGUUGGCGACCGACUCGCGCCGCCCGCCCAGACUUGCGCACGCGACGCGGCACGAUCUCUGUCUCUACCAACCAUAACAUAUUUUCUAUCCAGUACAAAGUACGUGCUAUUCUAUAAAAGUAUUUUUUUAACCAAUUAAAAAGUUUGUUCUGUAAAUCAAAAUUAUUAUGUUAAAUUAAGUGAUAAAAACGACAUCGUGUAAGGUAUCAAUUUGUGGUCGCUGAGCUGCGUGAACAAUGGUCGCCGGCGACGUAACGCGGCGCGCCUCCAUAACCGCGCCCUCCAUGCAUCGCCGUCCAUCGGCACGGCGCGGAUCACUCAUAAAAAGUUCACAAACACAGUCACAGGAGGUGCCAUGGGACAUAAUCGAUCGAUGCGCGUUGCCGAUAGUGCUGUGCCACGCGCUCGCCGUAGUAUUGUCGACUGUUCUAAACGCUCUACAUCUCAGCCAAAUAUCAGUGUUCACACUGUUCCUCUGGUUUGCCAUCUCCGUCACUGGGUCACUGUGGUUCUACCACAAUUUACAGGUAACAGCGGCAGGCAAAGCGGUUCUCGUGACCGGUUGUGACAAUGUACUCGGUAACGCACUCGCAAGAAGGCUUGAUGACAUGGGCUACCACGUUUUCGCUGGUUUCCAAACUAAAGCAGGCAACAUCGAUGCUGAUAUGCUCAAAGAAGACUGCUCUGGAAGACUUCACACACUACAGCUUGAUGUCACUUCAGAAACACAGAUACUCUCGGCUUCGUUGUACAUCGUGGAUCACCUGCCAGAGGGCGCUCAAGGCCUUUGGGCGAUUAUCAACUGCGAGUCGUGGUGUGCCCUCGGCGAACUAGAGUGGGUGCCUUUCUCUGUCAUCAAACGUUCCAUGGAUGUGAACCUUUUGGGUCCCGCUAGACUGGUGCAGGUAAUGCUGCCGCUGGUGCGGCGUGCCCGCGGCCGCAUCGUGCUGGCCUCGUCGAUCCUCACCCACGUCGCGGCGCCAGUCCGCGGAGUGCAUGCCGCCUCUCUCGCCGCUCUGGACGCAAUGGCCGCCUGUCUUCGCCGCGAACUUAAGCCCCGUGGGGUUGAUGUCGUGGUGGUAGCAGCCGGUGAGUAUACAACUGGUAGUGCCUGGCUAUCGGAGGAAAAGCUUUUGGAACAAGCUCGUGAUAUGUGGAAGCGACUGAGCGAUGAACAAAAGGGAGCUUAUGGCGAGGACUACUUCGAACAAGCUUUGCGCAGCCUCGAGAAGUACACAAAAAGCGCUGAUGCAGAUCUGUCGGCGGUGACUCGGGCGCUGAGCGACGGUGUGACGCGCACGUUCCCCCUCGCUCGCUACACUCCGGUCUCCCCGAGGGAGAAACUGAAGUCGUUACUCGCCGAACAUAUGCCUCGCUCCCUCUACGAAGGCUUGUACACCGACUAAGCGAAAAACUUGCUCAUUACUAUCGGCCUCAGAUGUUACACUUCGUGGUUGUAGAAAAGUUUCAGAGACUCGUUCCAGCUUGUUCAUUUAUAUCACAUAAAUUAUACUAGUACUCUAUUUAUAAUGAAACAGUGAUAUGAUAACAAUAUUAUGCUAAUGGUACCUCAGUACGCCCAUUCACUUUGUACUUUAAAACUUUCCUUAGACUUAUCGCAAACAGUUCCAACGAAUAAGUUUAGAUGAAGCCUUCGGUCGAACUCAUGGUGUGAACCUUACAGUAAAGUCUUUGAAAUUUAGUACAAUUUAAGAAGUGUUUCUUAGGUCAAAUUAGCGCUCAACAACCAUACGUAUAGGAAAUGGAUAGGACUUACAAUAUUCCUACAGCCUAAUGAGUUGCUAUCACGAAUCAAUUAAAAUGACCCCAGAAGCAACAAAAUUGCUUAUUGCCAAACGAGAUCGACUAUUCUCUGUGUGCAACACAAUAGAAGAUAAUUUCAUUGAAUAAUAAACGGACCCGUAGGCUUUGCCUUUGGACAUGUACCACUGGGUAAGGCUGGUAAAAGUCUAAAAAUAUAAAAAGUCCGUAGGCAUUGAUAAAUGGGCGCAGAAUUUCAGCAAACCCUGUGUAAAAGUUAUCCAGGCGUUCGAUUAAACCGUUUAAUGGUGCCGUUUUAAUUAAGGGCAGAGCUAACGCCAUUAUUAUUUUUCGUCCGAAAUCUUGUUAUUGUAUCAGUAGAUAAAAUAUUAUGUUUGUAUUAUGAAUUGUUUUUGUAAAAAAAAACUAGCCAUUUUGGUUUAAAUUGCUUGUUGUAUUUUUUAAUCUUUAAGUUGUUUAACUUCAUAAAAAAUAUGUUGUCAUCUGUAUAUUUAUAGUAUAUUUGUGAGUUGAAACAUAAACAUCAAAGGUAAUGUUAAUAUGAAAUAAUCUUAAGUUUAUCGGUCAGUGCCUGGCGAUGGUAUCAAUUUAUUGCUCUUUUUAGAAUAUCCGGAUAGUAACACCUAACUGAAUACAUAAUAUCUAUUUGAUAUAGGUCAGUCAUUUGGCACGAGACCAAAUCUUACAUGCACAUACGAGUAUUUCAGUAUUCGGCUGAUACAUUUUAAAAGUGAAAAUAUGUUAUGAUUGUUUAUUUCACAAUGACCAUCGCAAAACAACCAAAUAGUUAUUAAGUUAAAUUGCUAUUAAAAAAUAUAGUUCUACACUUUUAUGUCAUCUACUAAACUAGUCAUACCUGUGAAGUUGCAUAGCAUACGAUUCUUACAUAGGUUCUUUUUAUUUGUGUACAUAAUUACGAUGUAUGUUUUAUUAAUGUUAUAGUAGUGAACAUUGUUGUUCGAUCGAAAAUAAUUUUAGUGAGUGAAUGUAGGUAACCCUUAAUAUAUAGAAGGGGAAUCUUCUAUUUUAGUAAAUGUAUAAUCUGUAAAAUAGUAACAGCAAGUGUACCCAAAAUAUUAUGAAAAAUGCAGCCAGUAGUGUAAUACAAGUUGCGAAGUGACUCCGAACAACCAUCUGCAUUUUGAGAUGCAUUUACGUGCGACAAAAACACGGACCGACGGUAAAAAAUUACCUACAAAAUAUAGUUUUAUUGUGUGACAUCAUUUUUAUGUGACAUGUCGUUUUUAUUAAAAUAAAUCAAUA
Molecule: messenger RNA, 3062 nt
Organism: Manduca sexta (tobacco hornworm)
Lineage: Eukaryota; Metazoa; Arthropoda; Insecta; Lepidoptera; Sphingidae
Product: D-beta-hydroxybutyrate dehydrogenase, mitochondrial
Exons: 8
Coding region: 254-1423 (389 amino acids)
Source: RefSeq, a predicted model, not a curated record